AUGAGUGCGAUAGUGAACGCGGCCGCCGACGUGAUAUCUGGCACGACCAUCGCAGCUGCAGGUACGCAGGUUGCAUGGUUCAUCCCUAUGCUAGUUGCGGCGAUAGCCUACUACCAAUUUGACCAAACAGACCCUGAAGGAAGACCGACGGAUGUACCAGAUUCGAGACUUUUACCCGAGUACGACUUCAUCGUCGUAGGCGCUGGAUCUGCUGGAGCCGUAGUGGCAAAUCGUCUCUCCGAAAUUGGUUAUUGGAAUGUUCUCCUCCUAGAAGCAGGUGGAGAUGAAACUGAAAUAUCUGAUGUGCCUCUACUGGCAGGCUACCUGCAACUUAGUAAGCUUGACUGGAAAUAUAAGACUGAACCUCAAGGAACUAGUUGUUUAGCAAUGGAAGGUGGCCGGUGCAACUGGCCCCGGGGAAAAGUUCUCGGAGGAAGCUCAGUAUUAAACUACAUGCUAUACUUGAGAGGAAACAAAAAAGACUACGAUAUUUGGGAAUCACUUGGAAAUGAAGGAUGGGGAUAUAAGGAUGUUUUAUAUUACUUCAAGAAAUCAGAAGAUAAUCGGAAUCCUUACUUAGCGAAAACGCCAUAUCACAGCACUGGAGGAUAUUUAACUAUUUCAGAAGCUCCUUAUCACACACCACUCGUAUCGAGUUUCAUUGAUGCUGGAAUAGAAAUGGGUUACCUCAACAGAGACAUAAACGGAGAGAACCAAACGGGAUUUAUGGUAGCUCAGGGUACGUUAAGGAGAGGUCACCGGUGUUCUACCUCAAAAGCUUUUUUGCGACCAGCAAAGGAUCGAAAGAACCUCCACAUCUCGAUCAAUUCUUUUGUUACCAAAGUCAUGAUAGAUCCGAGAACGAGGAUUGCUUUUGGGGUGGAAUUUGUAAAAAAUAAAAAGAUAUAUAGAAUAAGAGCUCGUAAAGAAGUUAUUCUUUCAGCCGGCACCAUUAAUUCCGCUCAGUUACUUCUACUAUCAGGCAUUGGCCCCACGGAGGAAUUAGUAAAACAUAGGAUACCAUUAAUUCAGAACCUUCAAGUAGGUAAAAAUCUUCAAGACCAUAUAGGCUUAGGAGGUUUAGCUUUUAUGGUUAACAAACCGAUUUCAAUUGUUGAAAACAGACUUCAUACUAUGAGCACUUUAAUGGAAUAUGCAGUGAUGGGCGAGGGACCAUUAACGAUCAUGGGUGGAGUAGAGGGAUUGGCAUUCGUGAAUACGAAGUAUGUUAAUGCUUCAGACGAUUUCCCCGAUAUAGAGUUUCAUUUUAUAUCUGGAGCAACUAACUCCGACGGAGGUGAGCAGCUCCGAAAAAUUCACGGCUUAACCGAUAAAUUUUACAGAGCAGUUUUUGAGCCGAUAAACAAUCUAGACGUAUGGAGCAUUAUCCCAAUGUUAUUGCGUCCCAAGAGUAAAGGCUUUAUUCAAUUAAGAAGUGCAAAUCCUUACGAUUACCCGUAUAUUUACCCAAAUUAUUUGACCGAUGAGAUGGACGUAAAAACUUUAGUCGAAGGAGUUAAAAUUGCAUUUUCAGUGUCAAGAACAAGGGCUUUCCAAAAACAUGCUUCUGUAUUUAACAAAUACGUUUUUCCCGGUUGUCAUCAUAUUCAAAAAUUUACUGAUGCGUUUUGGGAGUGUAUGAUAAGACAAUAUACAUGUACAAUAUACCAUCCUGUCGGAACAGCUAAGAUGGGACCUUACUGGGAUCCCCAGGCUGUAGUUGAUCACGAACUAAAAGUGUAUGGUGUAAGAGGACUCAGAGUUAUAGAUGGAAGUAUUAUGCCCAAUUUAGUAAGCGGUAAUACAAAUGCUCCCAUUAUUAUGAUUGGAGAAAAGGGCAGCGAUAUGAUUAAAGAGUAUUGGUUAAAACGUCGGAUGUCCAGAUACUACGCCUGA
Messenger RNA from Vanessa atalanta (red admiral), 1896 nucleotides. RefSeq names its product glucose dehydrogenase [FAD, quinone]. Lineage: Eukaryota; Metazoa; Arthropoda; Insecta; Lepidoptera; Nymphalidae. The transcript has 4 exons. The coding region runs from base 1 to 1896 and encodes 631 amino acids. Gene Ontology annotation, molecular function: flavin adenine dinucleotide binding; oxidoreductase activity, acting on CH-OH group of donors. The record is from RefSeq and is a predicted model, not a curated record.